AGAGAGAGAGAGAGAGGGUUUUACGGUCAUCCCAAUUCUCUGCAAAAUUCAUCUUCCUCUUCCUGUCUUCUGUGUGAACCCACUUUCGAGUUUGGAAAGAGAGAAAACAAUGGUGGUUUCAAAGAAGGUUGCAUAUGAAGAAUGUCGGAAAAAGAGAUUGGAAGAGAACAAGAAGAGAAUGGAAGAGCUUAAUCUCAACAAACUCGCUCAAGAUCUUCGAAGCAGCGCUGGGCCUAAACCCUCUCCAAUGAAGAAGGUCAAGCCUCGGACACCUCGUGAGCCAAUGCACCUCUCUUCUGUCCGAAGGUCUAAUCGUGUUGCAGAUAAGCCACCCCCUAAUUACAGGGAAGUUCCGAUCGAACCUUUGGGGAGGCCAAGGAGCUAUAAACGGAGGGAUUUGUUGAAUCGAAUAUACGCUUCAGAUGAAGAUAGGACAUACGCUAUUGAGAGAGCAGAGGAAGUUGAAUCAGGUUUAGGUCCUAAUUUCCCAAGCUUUGUGAAGCCGAUGCUUCAAUCACAUGUUACUGGUGGAUUUUGGCUGGGUCUUCCUCACCAUUUUUGCAAGAAACACCUUCCAAAACGCGAUGAAACGCUGACUUUGGUUGAUGAAGAUGGGAAUGAAAGCUUCACAAAGUACCUUGCUAUGAAAUCAGGGCUGAGUGGUGGAUGGAGAGGAUUUGCUAUUGAUCAUGAAUUAGUAGAUGGGGAUGCACUGGUUUUCCAAUUAAUUAAGCCUACAACAUUUAAGGUCUACGUUACAAGGGUGAAUCAGACUGAAGAUUACUAUGAGGCUGCCAAUGUUACACCCCUUGACAUCAAUAAAAAACGAAUCAAAACAAGUAAAAAGUAACACUACAUGGCUGGUCACUGCUAGGUAGUUAGAUCUUUUGGCAUAAAAAGCUGUGGUAUAAAUUUUGUAAAACCAUGACUCAUUAUGCUUUUAUCACCACAUCCAUUAUCCAAGCUUCCCAUCCUCAUGUAAUUGCUAUUUGGGUACUCUAGCUUUGCAGUAUGUGCAAGAUAUCCCAUUGAUGUUAAGUUAAUCAUCUUUGUCCUGCUUUUGUUCAAGUGUUUGCCAUACCUAAUGAUACAAAGCACACAAAAGAGUACUGAAAAAUGGCAG
Molecule: messenger RNA, 1123 nt
Organism: Ilex paraguariensis (yerba mate)
Lineage: Eukaryota; Viridiplantae; Streptophyta; Magnoliopsida; Aquifoliales; Aquifoliaceae
Source: the annotation of a GenBank genome assembly